UCUGCGACCAGCGACAGCGUCACAGCGUCGGAUUUUGGUGAUCUUCAGCAUUAUCUUCAGUGAUCUUGGUGAUCUUGUUUCUUGAAGCAGAACAUCAACAUAUUAUAUACUUGCCCUGUGGCUUGAAUAGUUUUAUGAGAUACCGGUGUUAUUAUUGAUAAAUAAUACCUUUAAUAUAAAAAAGCUGCUGUAAAUUACUAACAAUACAAUAAAUAGGCAGUGUGUCGUGUGUUUCAAUGGAAUAGUCUUUCGAUGAGCUAUUGAUACAACAUGGAUACUUCAAGGACCGGCUCUCCUGGUAUGAUGGCACCAGCCCCAAUGUUGCCACCACCUAUGCUAGGUGGCAUGCCUCCACCAAUGCCUCCAGCUGUUGCUAUGCCCCCUGUGCCUGGCAUGCCACCUAACAUGGCUGGUAUCCCCCCUCCGAUGGGAUAUCCUCCAAUGAUGCCAUUUUCAAUGCCACCACCUGGUUUUCCACCAUUCAAGCCAGAUCUAAGUGCACCAGCUCCUGAAAUAUCACCAAUGGCUAACCAGAACAGCCCAUGGUCUGAGCAUAAAGCUCCAGAUGGACGCACAUACUAUUACAAUUCUAUAACAAAGCAGAGUUUGUGGGAAAAACCAGAUGAUUUGAAAACUGCAGCUGAGAAACUUUUGUCAUCUUGCGUCUGGAAAGAGUACACAACAGAUGCAGGCCGUGUAUACUAUCAUAAUAUUGAGACAAAAGAAUCCAGUUGGGUGAUUCCAAAUGAAUUACAAGAAAUAAAAGACAAAAUUGCAGCAGAAGAGGCAGCGCAAACUGGUUUAAAUGCAGAAUUGCCUACUGGAGAUGUACCCUUGCCCUCAUCACCUGCCACAGGCACCACUGGGAGUUCAGCCUUGGAUGAAGCAAUGGCCAAAACUUUAGCUGCUAUUGAUCCUUCUUUAGCUAAUGCCAUUCCGAUACCUGAUGAAAUUAAACCAGAAGAAAUUGCAGCUCCACCCCAAAUGAAUGGAGGUGAUGGAUCAGAAAUGACGGCUGAAUUCCAAUACAAGGAUAAGAAAGAGGCCAUUGAAGCUUUUAAGGAACUUUUGCGCGACAGGAAUGUACCAUCUAAUGCAUCAUGGGAGCAAUGUGUCAAGAUAAUAUCAAAAGAUCCACGAUAUGCUACUUUCAAGAAACUAAGUGAGAAAAAACAAGCUUUCAAUGCUUACAAGACACAAAAGAUUAAGGAUGAGCGAGAAGAACAGAGAUUGAAGACUAAGAAGAAUAGGGAGAAUCUUGAAGAAUUUCUGUUAAGCUGUGACAGAGUAACUUCACUCACCAAAUACUAUAAAUGUGAGGAAAUGUUUGGGAAUCUUGAGAUUUGGCGCUGCGUACCGGAUUCUGAUCGCCGCGACAUAUAUGAGGACUGCAUUUUCACAAUCACCAAACGUGAAAAGGAAGAAGCUAAAGCACUAAAGAAACGGAACAUGAAAAUGUUGGCACAGGUAUUGGAAAAUAUGAAUGAAAUAACUUAUAGCAGUACUUGGAGUGAAGCCCAGGUACUGCUUCUGGAGAACUCGGCGUUUAAAAAUGAUGUUAGUCUACUGGGAAUGGAUAAAGAAGAUGCACUCAUAGUAUUUGAGCAACACAUAAGAAAUUUAGAGGCGGAAUAUGCUCAAGAAAAGGAACAGGUCAAAAAGAGGAAUAAAAGACAACAGAGGAAAAACAGGGAUAACUUUUUGGCAUUACUUGACGGUCUGCACGAAGAAGGCAAGUUAACAUCAAUGUCACUAUGGGUUGAGCUGUAUCCAGUAAUUUCUGCUGAUAUGAGGUUUUCAGCCAUGCUCGGUCAAAGCGGAUCGACACCGUUAGAUCUAUUCAAAUUCUACGUGGAGAACUUGAAGGCGCGAUUCCACGACGAGAAGAAGGUUAUAAAGGAAAUUCUCAAGGAGAAGCAGUUUGAAGUGAAAACUGACACCACGUUCGAGGAGUUUGCGACAGUUGUAUGUGAGGAUAGCAAGUCGGCGUCACUUGAUGCGGGCAACGUCAAGCUUACGUAUAACUCGCUGCUUGAAAAGGCGGAAGCGCGCAACAAAGAAAAGAUAAAAGAAGAGACGAAAGCGCAGAAGAAGAUAGAGAGCGCGUUCAAGUGGGCGCUCUCUGAUGCGGACGUGGACCAUCAGCUCAGCUGGCAGGAGGUGCGAGAGAAGUUAGAUCUUACUGCGCCAGAGUUUGCCGCUGUACCCAAUGAGGAGGACAGGAUUCGUAUAUAUAAGGACUUCCAACAUGAACAAGAGGAUAGCUGUAUGCAUUAUCAUCAUCCAAAGCCAAAGAAGUCGAAAAGAUCGAAGAAGAAGAAGCGUUCUCGCUCUGCAUCUUUGUCGGUGUCCCGAUCGCCGUCACCAGUGUUGCCGUCUCGCUCAGACAGCCGCAGCCGGGACAAGGGCGAGCGAGACGCAGAUAAGGCUGAGAAGAGUGACCGCGAGAAGGAAGAGCCGGGAGAGUUAGAGAAGGGGGAAGUGGAACGGUCGCCGACACCUGUUUCGCCGUCGUCGGAAGAUACGCGCAAACAUAAGAAGUCUAAGAAGAAACAUAGGAAACAUUCGCCGCCGCCGAAAUCGCCAACCCCAGAGGAGGGUGGUAUAUCCGAAGAGGAGGUGCCUCGCCCAAAGAAGAAGAGCAAGAGGUCAGCGCCCAGCAGCCCUGAAGACGAGCCCUCGCACAAGCCCAAGAAGAAGAAGGACAAAAAGGACAAGAAGGAGCGAUAACCAUAAUAUUCAUGGGUCGCGUUUAGCGGGGCGGUCGUUAGUUAUGUACUCGUAUCAUAAGGCGCGGUAAUUAACGGCUCGUCCAGAAAGGGCGAAACGGCGGCACGUUUUGGAUUAUAUUGCUCGCGCCACAGUUAGCGCCAGCAAUAUACGCCAAAACGUGUCGGCCAGUAAAUAAUGUGUAUGAAUGCGAAGGUCGGGCGGCGCGGUGCCGGCGUGGAGCGACGCCGAGCUGGAGUCGCGGCGCGCGGCGCUGCUCGCGCAGCUGCACGAGCAGGAGACCGACUGACGUCGCCCGCACAUACACAUCUUCAACGACUACCCGCGCCCGCCCCGCAAACCGGCCCCGCUCGACCUGCCCCACUCGCCGCCCGCCCCCGCCCCCGCCGUCGCCGAGCUCGACCCCCCCUCCGACACCCCCCCCAAACUCGAGGCGCCGUCGGAAGAUUCAGACGCAUAAGUUAUGUGAUGCCCGCGGGCGGUGGUGGUCGCUCAUCGGGCGGCUCGCUCGUUUGAUCGCUUUAUAAUAGUGUCACUCUCAUAUAGCGCAGUGAAAAACAAUUUAGUGAAUAAGCAAAACUGAAGUGAAAUUUUGUACAUAUUUUUUUCUGACAGUAUGAAUAAUGCUCAGGUGUCUGUUGUGUUAGUAGUGUGGAAUAGUAAUUAGUUGAAAUUUUAUUAUAUUAGCAUAGUAGAGUUAUGCUGUCCCAAUUAAUCGCAAUUACUCGUACAUUAUGAUGUGCAUUUGUCUGUCAAUAUAAGUUAUCUUCUAAUGUAUAUUUUAUUGAUAUCAUUGAUUGUAGUGUUUAACUCGACAUACAUUUUAGGAUAAGAUCAGAUAAUAACAUUUAUGUAAUCUUGUCUUUUAUCUACCUAGCAAACUGGGUAAUGUAAAUUACAGUUUUUAAAACUUUAAAUAAAAAAUUCAUUUUGUAAAA
Messenger RNA from Colias croceus (clouded yellow), 3668 nucleotides. It is a transcript of the gene Prp40, whose product is annotated as pre-mRNA-processing factor 40 homolog A. NCBI's taxonomy places the organism in Eukaryota, Metazoa, Arthropoda, Insecta, Lepidoptera, Pieridae. Gene Ontology annotation, biological process: mRNA cis splicing, via spliceosome. The transcript has 18 exons. Gene Ontology annotation, cellular component: U2-type prespliceosome; U1 snRNP. The record is from RefSeq and is a predicted model, not a curated record. The coding region runs from base 271 to 2730 and encodes 819 amino acids. Gene Ontology annotation, molecular function: protein binding; RNA binding.